Messenger RNA from Mucor mucedo, 1260 nucleotides. RefSeq lists its product as uncharacterized. The record is from RefSeq and is a predicted model, not a curated record. Bases 1 to 1260 code for a protein of 419 amino acids. NCBI's taxonomy places the organism in Eukaryota, Fungi, Mucoromycota, Mucoromycetes, Mucorales, Mucoraceae. The transcript is spliced from 2 exons.
AUGGAAGAAUUCUCUUUCGGUGAAACCUCAACAUUCUCCAACAAAACCAGGUCACCAUUGAGCGAUCUAUUGGUGGGUGAGGAUGCACCUAAAUGGGCUCGUUUAAUGGUAAAGCAACUCGAACAGCACGCCAACCAGCUCAACCAGUUGGAAGCAGUACUGAAUGAGAAUGCCAAGCUACGCAGUGCCUUAAAACAAGCCAAUUCCAGAAUUUCCAUGUUAGAAGGCAAAAACCCCGCCUCUAAAUUAGGAGAUCGUUUUAAUUUCUCAGUCCCUGAGGAUCACCUCAAGAAAUUAGGAACACAAGCGUCAAAAUAUUCGGAUGCUAACUUUCCUCAAGCAAAGUCAACUCGUGCAAAGGAAUCAACUGUCGACAAUAAUGUCAACAAAGACAAGGCUCCAAAGACUAAGAAAGUACCCGUUACGGCAAAACAACGUAAGACCGCAGCACGUAUUUUCGAAGCACCUGUCAAUCGUGAAUUAUCCGGUAGUGGAUCCUACAAAUAUCUCUAUUUACCUAACAAAUAUAGAGACCGUUUAAAGGCUUUUCGUGACAAACUUAAGAAAUUAGGUAUCGAUAAUGGCCGUAUUUUGGAUAUCAACUAUCCCGCUCGUGGUGUGGUGGCUCUCCUGAUUCAUCAAAACUACGAAGUCGAGAUUGUAGACAUAUUCCAAAAGUUCAAGAUUGAUCCCAUCCCAGAUUUUAAUCCUAAAUCUACUGAUCAUCUUACGGAUCCAGCUCUUGCUGAGUUGGACACUGAUACACGUACUUCCAAGGCGGUUGAAUUUCAUCAAAAUAGAUUGAUAAAAGCUAUUGGAUAUAUACGUAAGUAUCUUCGACGUUCUGUUGCACGUGAUUUUAUUUCACAAGGAUGGAUUUCAGACGAUCAAGCUCGUCAGGCUUUAGCAGACGGCGAUAUUAAGGAUAAUAGCCGGAUGGAGGCGCAGAUCGAAAAAAACAAAACGAUCAAGCCCAACAGCUCUUUUGUCAGGAAACACCAAUCAGGUGCUCAACAAAGUGGAUCUCGCACAACAACUACACCAAUAACCCGAUCAGCAAAAGACCAGAGGCAUAUGGAUAAAAUUGAUCAAGCUAUGCUGGAUGAUGAACACUUGGCAAAGAUUUUCGGCGGUAGCACAGAGGUAAUAGAUUUAAUGGAAGAAGACACUGACACUACCAUUCAAUCUGGAUCUACACAACAACAAAAACAAACAACAACUCCUUUAGCUGGUUCAGGUGAAACUAGCCCCCAUCAUUAA